UCUUCCAGUAACACUGCAAGACCCGUCGCAGACUCAACAGUGAAAGCGGUACAGUGUCUCACUUUAGUCCACUCUAACAUGCUCCUACCGCCGAGAAAAUAAUUAUUAUUAUAUAAAAUAUAGUAAUCGAUCGGUGAAGAUUGUAGUUAGAGUCCUACUUCCGAGAUAAUAAUUACAUAAAAUAUUGUAAUCGGUCAGUGUAGAUUGUCCCAGUUUUUCGACAGUUCUUAUCAGUUUUGAAACGAGAUAUUAUCAACGACUGUUCACAAUUUUAUUGGUUUUUUGAAAGUUUUAGAACGGGAUAUCUUCGGCUGUACUCGACUUUGUUGUCAUUGAGAGACGUGGUAUUUUGUCUAUUCAUUUUCUGAACAUUAUCUGUGAUUGUUUCAUAUAAAGUAUUCUAAUCCUUUCAGUGGAGAUUCUAAUUGGGGGCCCGGUUUUUUGACAGUUUUAGAACGGGAUAUCAUCGACUAUACUCAAAUUUGUUGUUAUUAAGAGACGUGGUUCGAGUUUUGUCUAUUUAAUUUCUGAACAUUAUUUGUAAUUGUUUAUUAAGAGACGUGGUUUAAGUUUUGUCUAUUUAAUUUCUGAACAUUAUUUGUAAUUGUUUUAUAUAAAGUAUUGUAUUCGUUCACUAUAGACUCUAGUUGGGAACCCGGUCUUUUGACAGUUCUUAUCAGCUUUAGAACGGGAUUAUCAUCGACUGUAGGCUACUCAACGUUAUUGUCAUUCAGAGACGUGAUACAAUUUUUGUAUAUUUAUAUUUUGAACAGUAUUAUUCAUAAUAAUUGUUGAUUGGGUCCGUGAUAUUUGUUUAACCCACUUUUCAACAUUUUAUUAUAGUAUCUAUGAUUUAGACUGUGACAUCUGUUGUAUUUUUUACUUUUGAGGAGAGUUUCUGGAAGUAAAGUUGUAAUUAUUUGAGAACAAUAAUAUUAAUCACGUGAUAACUGUUGUGGGCUUAUCAGUGUGGUGGAUUAAACGAAGCUGACGGCUUCCAUAGUGGAAUAUGGAGCCAGCAGCCCUAAUCUUCAGUACAACAGUACUGCCAACCUAUAAGGACAAAAUGAGCAUGGACGUUAUCACAGAGCAUGUUGGCAACCUCUCCACGUGUACUACUGAAAUUCUACCUUCUAUCGACGAGUACUAUACAG
Messenger RNA from Nilaparvata lugens (brown planthopper), 1154 nucleotides. RefSeq lists its product as uncharacterized. Lineage: Eukaryota; Metazoa; Arthropoda; Insecta; Hemiptera; Delphacidae. The record is from RefSeq and is a predicted model, not a curated record.